AUGCCAACCCCAGAAGGAUUCGAGGUAGCAAGCCCAUUGUGGGGAGUCUGUACCCUUCUCAACAAAGAUCUCGAUGCCGUGCUCAAAAGCUGGGUUCCAGACCCCCGAGAUAGGUCUAUCUUCAAGCCUAUCACUUCCCCAACAAGCAUUCGCGAGCUAGUCACUCUGAAUGAGCACUUCAGAACGGUUGCCCAUGCCUCAGGCCGCGCCUGGCCCGAUAUCGAGGAAUUCACUCUGCAAAUCUUCAGUGGCCGAAUACCGAAAUUGAACAGAUAUACCAACGACGACGUGUGGGAGACGAUCGCAACUCUUAUUGAUACUCAAUGGGACGAUGGUUUCGGCGACAUCCCUCCGUUCGUCAAGCAUCUCAGGCUCGAUCUGACGCCUCCGCCUGCCGCAGUCGAAUACCUGAACAAGUGGGAUGAAACAGCCGAGAACAUUAAUUGCUCGAGUGCUAAACUAGGACACCCUCUCCGCGGCCACGAAGCCAUUCCCGGUUCCCAUUAUCGCCAGAAGUUUUGGAUUUACGUGUUCCACGUGGCUGAGGAUCUGGUUUUAGGUAUCCUUGAGAGCCGGAAGGACGAUCGUCAAGACCUCCAAGAGUUGUGGGUAUUCCCAAGUGGCAUGCACGUCGGCGACCUGACGAUUGAAGUUGUGGGAGAGCUCCCGAUGAGCCAGGCGGACGCACUUGUUCAAAUGCGCGGUACCGAGAUCUACUGGCAGAGUAUUUGCUCUCAGCAUUGGAACGGCGUCUUCAUAAGGUUCAGUGAGAACCUCAUCGCUGCGUCCAAAUCUAUCUUCGAGGAAUCUAUCCGACCAUUCAAAGAGGCUCGGCAAGCGCGUAUGGCGGAGGUAUUGACGGAGGUGAAAAAAGUAGCAGAAGAACUUCUCGCUAAAAGCUGCGCAACACUAGCAGAACAGGUAGUGGUUAAGCUGGGACUUUCAAAGAAUCAGGGUGAGAACCUGCGCAAACCGUUCAAGCGAAACGCUGGAGAGAUUUGCGGAGGUGAUCAGUAG
This is a messenger RNA of Mytilinidion resinicola, 1017 nucleotides long. RefSeq lists its product as uncharacterized. Lineage: Eukaryota; Fungi; Ascomycota; Dothideomycetes; Mytilinidiales; Mytilinidiaceae. The transcript has a single exon. The record is from RefSeq and is a predicted model, not a curated record. Bases 1 to 1017 code for a protein of 338 amino acids.